AUUCUUUGAGGUCGGGGGUGAGAAAGAGAGGGAAACGGAAAUAGAAACCAACCAAUUCGGUGAAGGCAGGCUUGAAAAUGGGGAUCGGUCGCAGAGUUCCAGUUGGACCACAGAGAAACAUUUUGGGCGUACCAAAACAGCGUCCCUCCCACAUUACGCUCUUUGUCCAUGACCACCUGAGUGGAAAUGAUUUAGUGUUCAAGAUGAAGAGAAGCACUCAGCUGAGGAGGCUUAAGAUUGCUUACUGUGAUCGGAAGUCGGUAGAGUUCAACUGUACGAGAUUCGCUUACGAUGGUGUUGCUCUUAUAUCCAGCCGGACUCCAGAUGAGUAUGAUCUUGAGACUGGAGAUGUAAUUGAUGCAUUUCCGGUGCCAAGAGGAGGAGGAGCGCCAUGAAGUGAAGGGUAGAUAGCUGUGGUAGCAAAAAAAAAUGAAGGCUAGAUAAUAGUGGUUGCAAGCCAUUUGGUUUUGGUUCGCAGUGUCUGAUCUGUUGUUGAGGCUUGAAACCAAUGAAACAAUUGUAUGUUUUUGUCAUGACUUUUCAAAUUGGAAUGAAAAAAACCAAUCAGUUUAUUUGUGCCAAAUA
Molecule: messenger RNA, 585 nt
Organism: Prunus mume (Japanese apricot)
Lineage: Eukaryota; Viridiplantae; Streptophyta; Magnoliopsida; Rosales; Rosaceae
Product: small ubiquitin-related modifier 2-like
Molecular function (GO): protein binding
Source: RefSeq, a predicted model, not a curated record